AUGAAGACGGCAGAGAGAGCCCACACGCCAAAGAAUUUGUGGGAGAGAAUCAAGCUCAGCAAAGACUAUAAAAAAGCAUUGAAACAGGUGGACGAGCACCUGUUGUACUGGAACAAGUUCAUGAUACACAAAUGUAAGCAAAGACUUACUCGACUUACGCAGGUGGCCAUCACCGAGAGACGGUUGGCCCUUAGAGAGGACGAAAGACACUAUGUUGGAGUGAAGCACAAGGUGAAAAGAAGAGAGGAAACGAGAGAGCGCAAGGCCUUGGCUGCAGCACGGAUCGAAAAGGCUAUUGAGAAGGAGUUGCUCGAGAGACUCAAGUCGGGUGCUUAUGGUGACCACCCGUUGAACGUGGACUCCAAGAUCUGGAAGAAGGUGCUUGGAAAGGUCGAGGAGCGUGAGGAAGAGGAGGAGUCCGACUACGACUCGAACGACGAGGUCGAGUUGGAGUCCGACAUGGAGGACGAGUCCGAUGUCGGCGAGGUGGAGUACGUCGAGGCCGAGGAGGACGACGACGAGAUGGUGGACAUGGAAGACCUGCAGAAAUGGCUGGAAGAUGGCUCGGACGCGUCGUCGAGCGACUCGGAGGACGAUGAUGAGGACGACCACAAGCCUCAGGAAAGAAGAAAGCGGCCGCGGAUCGAAAUCGAGUACGAAGAAGAGCCUCUCACUAAUAUAGCAUCAUAG
Molecule: messenger RNA, 690 nt
Organism: Ogataea philodendri
Lineage: Eukaryota; Fungi; Ascomycota; Pichiomycetes; Pichiales; Pichiaceae
Exons: 1
Coding region: 1-690 (229 amino acids)
Biological process (GO): maturation of 5.8S rRNA; maturation of LSU-rRNA
Cellular component (GO): preribosome, large subunit precursor; nucleolus
Source: RefSeq, a predicted model, not a curated record